UGUGUAACAAGUUAUCAGAUUAUUUCCUGAGUGACUUGGGGAUCAAUCCCAAACUACAUUAGUAUGCUGCAGUUCCUGUACUAAAACAACCCCACCCUGAAAGAAAGCAAGUCUUUCAUUUAUGGUGCCUGUGGUCCAGGAGGAUUCGGAUGGGGUGUAUGUGCUGUGUUUGUGUUAGUGGGAAGGCAGCUCAUAGCAGCGAGUGCACACAUCAGGAAUUAGAGGAAAACUUUCUGCUUGCAGGGAGAGGACUUUGGAAGUAAACCCAACUUUUCAGCUAACCUCUGCACAGAAAAUCAACUUUGCCAAGUUCAGCUAUUUUUACUACUACUGCAACGUGGAUGCAGAUGGGGGAAAAAUGUUCUGAUUGAAAGCUGUACAGUUUUGCGUGAAGGAUUGUUUACUUAUUGCACCGAUGUGGAUCAAGGGAUCUUGGGCUCAUGUGGACCACUGGAUAAGUUUCUUCUUUAUUUUAUUUUCAAAUGCUUUCGCUGUUCACUGCUGCAACUGAGAGCUGAGCAUCUGAUUUUUUACAGUGAAUUUAAACUGUAAUGCACCGAGUGUACUCAGAGCCGUAUGAUGAUCAUGAGUUCCCUGACUUGGACACAACAUCAAGUUUACUAGAAGAUGAUCUGAUCAAAGUGGAUAAGAGGAGGACAUGGGUUGGAGACGCAGAUAUUGUCCUAGACCCAUUUUUGUAGCUGUGAUUGUAGCCGUGUGUCUGUUCUACCAGUGCCUUGCUCUGAUCUGGAAAAGUAUAACUUGGAGCAGUAUGGAAUAUGCAGUUGGCAGCGACAAGGAUAUUGGGGACGUGGCUGCUGAGACGGGGGACUGUCUGAAUCGAUGGGAUAGCAUAGUCAGAAAGAUAAAGGAUUAUGAAGAAAAUAGGAAGGAGAAACUGGUUUCCAGUGCUCAAAGAAGAGUCUUAAUAUAUACAUAUCCUACAUUCAGUAAUGAGGAAUCCACUCUAUACAAAAGGAUCCUGGCUCGCCUUGGGUACACAGUCUUACAGUUUGGAGACAUUAGAAGCAUAAAAUCAUUCGUUAAGUAUGGACAACAGCCUCAGAGCCAAGAUAUUCUGGUUUACAUUCCUUCAAAUAUAAGUACAGAUGCAAAUUGCAAUGAAAAACAAGAACUUGCUAAAAUACAACUAAGAAAGGUAAACAUUAUUCCAGGAAUACUGCAGCUGCUAUGUGCAAAAAAGAUAUGUGAAGUGGUUUCAACUUUUCCAGAACUGGAAAUACGUUCACUGUGUUCAAUGCAAUCUGGAGAAUCACAGGCCUGGAAGAAAUUUUCUAAUUAUUUUCUGCCAAACCUUGGUAAAAAGAAUCAGGAUUUAAAAGCAUGGGACGUAAAUCCCUUACUGCAAGCAAUUUUAAAUGUAUCAUCUCACCAUCACAAACCAUCACCAGCCUCUCCGCUUGUCAGGGUAUUUGUACUAAUCACAUCAUAUUCACCACUGCGUGCAUUUAUUCAUUCCACUGCAAUGGUCCAGGACCAACCCAACAAGCCAUUUACAACAAUGAAGCUCCAGCACUUCUAUGGACACUUCUUCAAGACAACAUCUCCAGAAGAAGCUUUUAACGUCUUGAAGGUGAUGAUAAGCAAGCUGUUGCUUACCCUGGAGGUAAUGAGCGAGGCAGCUGCUACAGGACCAAAUUUGCUGAACAGGUGCAUUGAAUGUUUUCAGCUAUUAACAUUUGACAUUGGAUACAGCCGUGCCUUGCCUCCCUCUGUGCUUGAGGUAAAAGAAUUGCCUGAUUUCCAUGAUCUAAACGUGGAGAAGCUUGAUGAAGUGGAAAUCAUUCUUCAACAUGUGUUUAAAUUUAUAAUACAAAACAGUGAUUCCAGUUUUUUAGACAUAAUGGAACAUAUUGAAAAGUAUACAGCUAUAAAGGAGAACAUUUGCCGGAUGGAUCAGAUUCUAGAUUUAACAUGGGAGGAUAUAGAUGAAUUGUAUAUUUUUAUGAAGGAGCUGACAAAGAUGGAAGCUUUUGAAUUGAUUUACCCUUCUAUUGAUGUUUCAUUAAAAAAAAUCAGGAGCCAUCUGUACCUCAAAGCUCAACAUAUAAAACAACGUGAAUCCUUGCUGAGAAAACAUGACCUUAUUACUGCCUUGUUGGAAUAUCCUAAAAUCUUGAAUAAUUCCAUUGUGACUCAGAGAGAAACACUUGGACACAAAGGAAAUCACGAAUUAUCUGCUACUUCUGUAGUAACUAAAGCUUCCUCAGACAACAGUAAAGUGAGGAACUGUAGUAAUGAUAAUGAUACACUAUCUUACAUCAGUCGUAUCUUCAGCAAUCCUUCUCUGGACCUGACUCCUGAAUUCAACCCAAAGAUCAAAGACUACUAUGUAGAACUGCCAUUUGAUGUAGUGACAGUGGAAAUUGGAGCAGAGCCUGCACAUUGCAAAAGCCAAGUGCACCUGGAUGACAGGGAUGGACCAAGGGCUGCUAAUUAUCCUCUUGGCCUGGGUUUUAAUCAUAUUACUUUACAUAUUACGGAUGAAUCCAAACCAGUACCAGUAUUGUUGAGAAGCUACAGCAUAACUGUGCAUAGAGAAGAUCGUCCAAGCAUGCCUCUGUUUGACCAUCACAGAUUGUGUGGCUUUGUACAGGAUUGUGGUUUAAUCAUACACGAAAAUGAGCCUUGUGGAUUACAGUAUAUUUCCAGAAAGGUAUUGUCUGGACUUUCACAAGCAUGGCAAAGGAAGUGUGACACUGGAGAUGCCAAAGGUCAAUGGAUUGUCCCAUGCCUGAACUGCUCAGAUAAUAGGACAUGUGACUGGAGGGCAAUAACUUGGCAGCCUUAUCAGUGUUAUCAUCCAGUGUUACAAAGAACUGAGCUACAGCAGUGUGUAAAGGACAGAAAGAUCCUUUUCAUUGGAGACUCCACCAAUAGAGGGAUGAUGUAUUAUCUGAUGGAAAGAGUUAAUGGAUCACUACAGGAGUGGCAGAAAACACACAGCAUCAAGCUUUUUGAUAACAUAAAUUAUGGCAAAACAAAUAUUAGUUAUUCCUAUUAUCCACAAUUUUGGAUUGAUGUCAAACAGCGUCCAACAUUUGAAGAAGCAUUAGAACAGCUCAUUGAAAGGUCCCGUCCCCUUAAGAACACUAACAAGACUGUACUGGUUGUAGGAGGAGUACAAUGGCUAAAUUCAGAUCAUUUGAAAAUUAUACACAGUGUAUUGGAAAGGAAAAAUCUGCCUGCUAUUUUGGUAAUCAUAAAAUCUAUAGGAAUGGGCUUCCAUCUGCAAGUGCGUGGAAUUCGCUCACUCUCACCUAUGCAAGUAAGACAGCUAUCUCAUGAAAACAAACUAAUCCUAAAGACUGCUGCACUUUAUGGAUAUGAAGUAGUGGAUACAUUUAGUGUCACUAUGGGUCGAUAUAAGGAAUUCUUACGUGGAAAAUGUGGAUGCCACUAUCAUGAGGUUGUGAAAACCAAGAAAGAAAACAAAAUGAAGUUAUUAAAAAGCUAUACACUUGGCGGCAAAAACUUUCCUCAAGUCCCAGACAUUCCGUCAAAUCUGAAAUCCCUAUAUCAUGUUCAGGGUCCAGUGAAUCAGGUCUAUUCUGAAAUCCUUCUCAGCAGAAUAUGUGCAUGCAAAUAGAAGAUGACAAUCAGGCAUGGAGAACUGGUUAACUCAGCCAGAUAUGUCCCACCGGUGCUGUGAGUAGUUUGGACACUUUACAAGCUUCCCUGAUUGGCUGCCGACAGUCAAGAGAAAAUGUGUACAAGUUCUCUGGACUUUAUGGAUUCAAGACAUCCCCAAAUAGAUAUGUAGUUUUAUAGUUGAAGACAGAGAAACAGGAGGGGCCUUUAAGUACUGCCAAGUUUUGGAAAUGUACAAUUAAUUCCAACCAUUCAGAUAUAAAGUAUAGUUGGUUUGUGUUUUAUAUGUAAUUAUUGUGUAAAAUAUGAGAUGUUUAUAACAAAUGUAUGUACAGAACUGUGUUAGCCGGAAGAAUUGUUACACCUUUUUUAGAAUUUUAAAUGAAUGUAUAAAAAUCUAUUUUCUUAUGUUCACAGGGUAUUUACAGAUAUAUAUAUAUAGUCUACAAAUAGGUUUAUGUAUAUACCGUAUGUAUAUGUGAUACCUGCUGCUCUUACUGUGUGCAACAUUUCAGUGUUUUUUUAUUUUUUACUUCAACCAAUAUUUGAGUGGGGCGUAACCAACUAUUUUUAUUCAUUGCUUGAUUUUACAUAAGCUAA
Molecule: messenger RNA, 4212 nt
Organism: Rana temporaria (common frog)
Lineage: Eukaryota; Metazoa; Chordata; Amphibia; Anura; Ranidae
Gene: CPED1
Product: cadherin like and PC-esterase domain containing 1
Exons: 22
Coding region: 659-3610 (983 amino acids)
Source: RefSeq, a predicted model, not a curated record